GGGGGCGCGGGACGGCCGAGCCCCGGAGCCCCUCGCGCCCCCGCAGACCCGCCCAGGUGGCCGGGGGGGCGGGGACACGCCGAGUUCCCAUUUGGAGGGAAGGGCGCUAGAGAGCGCUCCCAGAAAUGACGGACUUUAGGACCCUGGGGAAGAGGGCCCAGAACUGGGACCGAGGGGGAGCUGGGCUCAGAGGGGAGCGGACCCGGCGGGUCGGGCCGGGGAGUUCGGUCCCCAGCCUCGGGUUCCGGCUCCGCAGAGGCCUUUACUCCUGUAAAUGAGGCUCCUGGAAUCCACUACGGCUGCCUGAGGUCCGCAUCCAGCCUGGACAGAGAAGGCUCAGACUCCGUCCUCUCUCUCUGAAGUCCUUCCCCCCUCCCACUCCAGCUGGCAGAGGAUCCAAGCCCGGAACCAGAGACAUGGCCCCUGGCAGCCGGAGCCCCUCGUCCCAGGAGUUGGUGACAUUCAAGGAUAUUAUGGUGGACUUCACCAAGGAGGAGUGGGGGCUCCUGAACCCUUCUCAGAAGGAGCUCUACAAGGAGGUCAUGCUGGAAAAUGUCCAGAAUCUGCUGUCCCUGGAUAUAAAGACCAGAUUUGAAGUAAAUAAGUUGAAUAGGAAGGUGGAAACUUUUGUGGAAGAACAUGACCAGCAAAGAUUCAAGAGUGGUGGUUCCUGUGACUUCAAAUUGAAAAAAAUCCAUGAUUCUGAUAUCAAAAUAGAUAUAAAGCCAAAGAGUGAUUAUGAAUUUGAUGAAAUUGGAAAGAAAUUCAUUCAGCUUUCAGUUCUAAAUUACUGUAAGAAAAUGGCCUCAGCAAGUGAUCAUUUUCAAGAUCAGAAAUAUAAGAAAUGCUUUAUGGAACAGGUAGAACUUUUACGGUCUUAUAAGGAAGCUCCUGAAAUGCUACUAAAUCUAGAUAAUCAAUUAGACAUAGCCUUCGGCAGGAGUUCAGACCUCAUUAAACAUCCGAAAAGUGAUAUUGGAGAAAUGCUUGGUGUAAGUAAUCAAGGUACAAAGGCCUUGAGUCAGAACUCUAAGCUCAUUACUCAUCAACUAAAUCAUAGUAGAAAAGAGUCUGAUGAAUAUAAUGGAUGUGAUACAACCUCAUCCCAUCACUCAUCUCUUUCAUACCGUUCUAGAAUUCAUCCUGGAAGAAAAAGGUACGCAUGUGAUCAGUGUGGGAAGGCGUUUGCUUGGAAAUCAGGUCUUGUUCGACCUCAGAAGAUUCCUACUGGGGAGAAGUUGUAUAAAUGUACUGAAUGUGGGAAGGCUUUCUGCUACAGAUCACUCCUUAUUGGACUUCCAAGAAGCCACACUGAAGAGAAACUUUAUGAGUGUAAUGAAUGUGGAAAAACUUUUACAAAGAAAUACACAUUUGCUUUACAUCAAAGAAUUCACACUAAAGAGAAACCUUUUGAAUGUAUUCACUGUGGAAAGGCUUUCAGAUAUAGGUCCAAUCUAGCUACGCAUCAGAGAAUUCACAUUGGAGAGAAAUCUUUUGAUUGCAAUCAGUGUGGAAAGACUUUCACACAGAGGUCCAGUCUUACUAAACACGAGAGAAUUCAUAAUGGAGAGAAAGUUUUUUAUUGUAAUCAGUGUGGCAAAGCUUUCACACAGAGCUCCAAUCUAGCUACACACCAGAGAAUCCACACUGGAGAAAAACCUUUUAAAUGUAAUCAGUGUGGAAAGGUUUUCACACGGAAGUCCACUCUUGCUGAACAUCAGAGAAUCCACAAUGGAGAGAAAUCUUUUGAUUGUAAUCAAUGUGAAAAGGCUUUCACACAGAGGUCCAGUCUUACUAAACAUCAGAGAAUCCAUAAUGGAGAGAAACUUUAUUGUAAUCAGUGUGGAAAGGCUUUCACACAGAAGUCCAGUCUUGUUAAACAUCAGAAAAACCAUAAUGGAGAGAAACCUUUUGAUUGCAAUCAAUGUGGAAAGGCUUUCACACAGAGGUCUAUUCUUGCCAAACAUCAGAGUGUCCACAAUGGACAAAAGCCUUAUAAAUGUAAUCAAUGUGGAAAGUCUUUCACACAGAGGUCCCAUCUUGCUAAGCAUCAGAAAAUCCACACUGGAGAGAAAGCUUAUGGAUGUAAUCAAUGUGGAAAAGCUUUUAUAUUCUCUUACAAUCUUGCUGCACAUCAGAGAAUUCACACGGGAGAGAAAUGUUACAAAUGUAAUCAAUGUGGAAAGACUUUUGGGUUCAGCCCCAGUCUUGCUAAACAUCAGAGAAUCCACAGUGGAGAGAAACCAUUUCAAUGUAAUCAGUGUGGGAAGACUUUCACACAGAGUUCUAAUUUAGCUGUACAUCAGAGAAUACAUACUGGAGAGAAACCUUUUGAUUGUAAUCAAUGUGGAAAGACUUUCACACAAAGGUCCAGUCUUGCUGAACAUCAGAGAAUACACACUGGAGAGAAACCGUUUGAUUGUAAUCAAUGUGGAAAGGCUUUCACACAGAGGUCUAGUCUUGCUAAACAUCAGAGAGUCCACAAUGGAGAGAAACUUUUUGAUUGUAAUCAUUGUGAAAAGGCUUUCACACAGAGCUCCAGUCUUGUUAAACAUCAGAGAAUCCAUACUGGAGAAAAGCCUUAUGAGUGUAAUCAAUGUGGAAAGGCUUUCACACAGAGCUCCAGUCUUGUUAAACAUCAGAGAAUCCAUACUGGAGAAAGGCCUUAUGAGUGUAAUCAAUGUGGAAAGGCUUUCAUAUUCCCCUCCAAUCUUGCUGCACAUCAGAGAAUUCACACUGGAGAGAAAUGUUAUGAAUGUAAUCAGUGUGGAAAGGCUUUCACAGAGAAGUCCAGUCUUGCUAAACAUCAGAGAAUCCACAAUGGAGAGAAACCAUUUGAAUGUAAUCAGUGUGGAAAAACUUUCACACAGAGCUCCAAUCUAGUUAGACAUCAGAGAAUCCACACUGGAGAGAAACCUUUUAAAUGUAAUCAGUGUGGAAAGGCUUUCACAUUGAAGUCCAGUCUUGCUCAACAUCAAAGAAUCCAUACUGGAGAAAAACCUUAUAAAUAUAAUGAACAUGAAAAAACCUGUGAUUAUCCAAAAGAGAAUAAAUGAAAAUAGAAAAAUAAAAGGGAAGAAAAAAAGAAUUUUCAUUUCUGAAUUCUCUCCUCACCUCUCACCUUUUCCUCAUUUAAUGUUAAGGCAACAAGUAUAAUACAGUUAGACAUGGGAAAACAUGGAAAAUUUUAUCAUGCUGAAAGAUAAGAAAAAUACGCUUUAAUGUCUACUCAUACUCCAUUGAAUCCCUCUCUGACCGUGGAUAACCUUUUCAUCCUACUUCCUUCAGAAUUAUCCUGGAUCACUGUAUUAAUCAGCAUAACUAUAUCAUUCAGAGUUGAUCAUUAUACAGUGUUGUUGCUCUGUACAGUGAUCUCCUGCCUCUGCACAGUUUACUCUUCAAUUCAUAUCAGUCUUUCAAGGCUUUUCUGAAACUAUUCUACUCUUCAUGUCUUAUAGCAGAAUAUUGUGCCAUCACUGUCAAAUACCCUAAGUAGCUCAGUUAUUCUCCUGCUGAUACACAUUUCCUUAAUUUCUAAUUCUUUGCCACUCCAAAAAAUACAUCUAUAGAUAUUGUUUUUUCCUUUUCCUUUGGUUUCCUUGGGAUACAGGCUUAUCAAUAGUAUUGCUGGGUUAAUGGUUUUGUAAUUUGAUUACUCUUUGGGGAGUUCCAAAUUGUUCUCCCAAAUGGUAGGUCAGUUCAGCAACAAUGUUGUUUCACCAACAAUUCAUUAAUAUCCCAGUUUUUCCACAUUUCCUCCAACAUUUGUUAUAAUCCCUUUUUUUCCUUUGAUAGGUAUGAUGUAGAUCAGAUUUGUUUUAAUUUGCAUUUCUCUAAUCACAAGUGAUUUAAGAUAUAGAAGAAAUCACAAGUGAUUUCAGAUAUAGGUCCAAUCUAGCUACGCACCAGAGAAUCCACAUUGGAGAGAAAUCUUUUGCAUUUCUUCUGAAAACUACCUUUUUGUGUCUUUUGACCACUUAUCAUUUGGAGAAUGACUUUGAUCCAAUUCCCUAUAUAUGAGACUUGAGGCUUUUAUCAAAACAAUUCUUAUAAAUUGCCCCUUUCCCCCUAUUUUCUUGAUUUUUUUUUCUAAACCAUAGCGAAUUGCUUUUGUUUUUGUAAAAUUUUUGUAAUUUCAUGUAAUCAAAAUGAUCCACUGUUGGAGUCCAGCUUCUGUAGUGAAUUAAAGGUGUGGAAACAUACCAGGACCAGGCAGAGAAGUGUAGAUUAUGGACUUUUCAAAGUUUAUUGAUCAGAGAGACAAAUAUAUAUAUACUUCAAAUGCUCAUAGACUUGAUACAAAGUACAUUCUUUGAAGUUCCUAUAGUUUUAACAAACAAGAUCUACUGAGAUGUAAAUGAUUAAGCCCUCAUCUUGGUUAAUUAGAGAUGCAAAUAGUUGAAAUACCUAUCAGGGUAAAGGUUAUUAUAUCAUUGUCUCAAGUAUCUGCUUUUAGUCUCUAUUGUGGGCUCUUUUUCCUGUCCUAAAUUCAAAGGUUUGCCUUUAAUCCAAAGAGUAGUGUUUGCAUUUUGUUCAGUCAAUAGAUUAUUAAUUUAUUAUAUUGACAAGCAAUCUCUGCUAUUUCAAUAAGAAAAGGGAGUUUUGGUGAGCAAAGUUACGGUAAGAUUCAAGAUCUGGAAUGGAUUCUUCCUCCUGGCCCUCUACAAUCCAUUUUGCUAUCCUUGAAUCUCUUCCGUGUUUGGACAUAGUACUGAAUUGUUCUCCAGAAGGUGGACAGUUUACAGUUCUACAACAGUGCAUUGAUAUCCCAGUUUUUCCACAUUGCCUCCAACCUUUAUUUCCCUUCCUUUUUUCAUAUCACCAAACUUGAAAGGUAUAAUAUUGUAGCUCUGAUUUGUUUUAAUUUGCAUUUCUGCAGUUGGUAGUGAUUUAGAAAUUUUUUUCAGGUAUUCCUAUAGUAGGCUGUAAUUCCUUUUUUUGAAAGCUGCCCUUUCAUAUCCUUUGACCACUUAUGAAUUAGAGAUUGACUCAAAUAUUUAUAACUCUGAUAGGUCUAGUUCCCUAUAUAUUUGAUAAUUGAAGCUUUUAUCAAAGAAACUUUUGAGCUAUUUCCAUUCUUCUUUUAUAGACAGACAGAGCAUAGCACUUUUUCUUAUCAGGGCAUGUCAUUCUGGGGGUCUUUUGCUAAAGAUUCCCAUGUCAUGCAAUCAAUUCCAAAGUUCUUUUUAUCUUUUAAAAAUUCCUUUUUCCUUG
This is a messenger RNA of Sarcophilus harrisii (Tasmanian devil), 5214 nucleotides long. Its product is annotated as zinc finger protein 665-like. The transcript is spliced from 4 exons. Lineage: Eukaryota; Metazoa; Chordata; Mammalia; Dasyuromorphia; Dasyuridae. The coding region runs from base 417 to 3056 and encodes 879 amino acids. Gene Ontology annotation, biological process: negative regulation of transcription by RNA polymerase II. Gene Ontology annotation, molecular function: RNA polymerase II cis-regulatory region sequence-specific DNA binding; DNA-binding transcription repressor activity, RNA polymerase II-specific. The record is from RefSeq and is a predicted model, not a curated record.